AUGAAAACCAACAGUAGCCUUUUCAGACUCCAAUAUCUUCGUCACCUAAGCCUUACUGAAUGUAAUCUCAACGGAGAGAUUCCUUCUUCACUAGGAAACCUCUCUCGUCUCACACACGUUGACCUCGGUUAUAAUAAUCUGGUUGGUGAAAUUCCUGUUUCAGUAGGCAAUCUAAAGCAGCUAAGAUACCUUAACGUUUGGGGUAACUCUCUUGGAAAAAUUCCGGCUUCAAUAGGCAAUCUAAGCCAUCUAAGAUACCUUAACCUUAAGUAUAAUCAUCUGGUAGGUGAAUUUCCGGCUUCAAUAGACAAUCUAAGUAAUCUAAGAUACCUUAGCCUUGCAGCUAACGGUCUCACUGGAGAAAUUCCGACUUCAAUAGGCAGCCUAAGCCAUAUAAGAUACCUUAGCCUCGGGGCUAACAGUCUCAGAGGAGAGAUACCUUCUUCGCUAGAAAACCUUUCUCGUCUAACGCAUGUUGACCUUGGUUCUAAUAAAUUGGUAGGUGAGAUCCCGACUUCAAUAGGCAGUCUAAGCCAUCUAGAAUACCUUAGCCUUGGGGAUAACCAUCUCAAAGGAGAUAUUCCUGCUUUAAUAGGCAAUCUAAACAACCUAAGAUACCUUGAUCUCUGGGGUAACACUCUUACAGGAGAAAUUCCGACUUCACUAGGUAAUUUAAACCAGUUAAAUAACUUCAUCCUUGCGUCUAACGAGCUCACAGGAGAAAUUCCUUCUUCAUUAGGAAACCUUUCUAGUCUCUUACUUCUGGAACUUUCGUAUAAUCGUUUGGUAGGAAAGAUUCCUUCUUCAUUAGGAAACCUUGCUCGCCUCUUAGAUCUUAGACUUUUGGCUAAUCAUUUGAUAGGUGAAGUUCCCGAUUCCAUCAGAAACCUAGACAAACUAAGAGUCAUGUCCCUUGGCAACAAUAGCUUAAGUGGCGAUAUUUCUUUUAUAUUAGCCAAUUUAACCAAACUUUCCGAGAUUAGCCUCUACUCUAAUAACUUGACAUCCACGCUUCCAUCUGACAUGAGUGGAUUCCACUACUUGGAGCGAUUUGAUGUUAGUGGAAACUCAUUUCUAGGGCCUUUCCCUAAAUCCUUGUUCUCGAUUCCUUCGUUAAUAUCGGUUCUUUUGCAAGAAAACCAAUUCACGGGACCUAUAGAGUUUGCGUAUACAUCUUCCUCAUUAUCUAAGCUAGACUUUCUAAACCUUAGUAGUAACCAAUUCCAUGGCCCAAUCCCGGAAUCCAUAUCAAAAUUUCCCAAGCUUGGACGGUUAGAUCUUAGCCACAACAAUUUCACUGGACCAAUCCCUAGAUCUAUGUCAAAGUUGGUCAGCCUCAAUUACAUCGAUCUUUCCAAUAACAUGUUGGAAGGUGAAGUACCAGGUUUCUUAUGGAGAUGCAGAAUGGUGUUGCUUUCUCACAAUUCUUUCAGCAGUUUUGAAAAUCCAUCUUCACAAGAAUUACUGAUCCAAGAGUUGCAUCUGAAUUCAAAUUCGUUUCGAGGACCAUUUCCCCUUUCCAUCUGCAAUAUUAAAGGGUUACGUUUCUUAGAUUUGUCCAACAACCUCUUCAGCGGCUGGAUUCCUCAAUGUUUAAGGAAUCUCCUAGUUUCCAUCUACGAGCUAAAUCUGGGGAGCAACAGUUUCAGUGGAACUAUUCCAGAUAUAUUUGCCAAUGCUGCCAGUUUAUCAUCAUUUGACAUUAGCCGCAACCAGCUUGAGGGAAAUCUUCCAAAUUCAUUGAUGAACUGCGAAUAUCUGGAGCUUGUGAAUGUGGAAAGCAACAGACUCAAGGGAAAAUUUCCAUCUUGGUUGGGAUCUCUGCCGUCAUUAAAUGUUCUCAUCCUCAGAUCAAACGAAUUCUAUGGGCCCUUGUGCGUGUCCAAUGGGUUUCAGAGAUUAAGGGUCAUCGACAUUUCAGAUAAUGACUUCACUGGAACUCUUCCACCGCACUAUUUUUCAAACUGGAGUGAAAUGACCACACUCACUGAAUAUAGUACUAUCGAGUACAUGUUGGUGUUUGCGAAUCUAUCUGCUCUCACUUAUCGCUCGAUGGAAUUGGUGAAUAAAGGAGUCGAUAUGAGGUUUGAGAGGAUCCGACGAGACUUUAGAGCCAUUGACUUUUCUGGAAAUAGAAUUUCUGGCAAAAUCCCUGAAUCUAUCGGCUCGCUGAAGGAAUUACGUCUUCUCAACUUGUCACGUAACGCAUUCACAGGCAAUAUCCCACGGAUCUUGGCAAAACUGACGAAGCUCGAGACAUUAGACCUCUCUAGUAACAAGCUGUCAGGUCAAAUCCCUCAAGAACUUGGUGAACUCUCCUUUCUUUCAUCCAUGAACUUCUCCCAUAACCUUCUCCAUGGUCUAGUGCCACGUGGCACGCAGUUUCAAAGGCAAAAUUGCUCUUCGUUCCUGGACAACCCUAGGCUUUACGGUCUUGAAGAUAUCUGUGGAAAACGCCAUGUCCCAAAGCCUACACCACAGCAACAACCUGAGGAAGAGUCAGAGUCGGAGGAACCGAUGUUCAACUGGAUAGCAGCUGCAAUAGCCUAUGUACCUGGUAUAUUUUGCGGGUUGGUGAUCGGACAUAUCUUCACUUCACACUAUUAUGAGUGGUUUCACUGA
This is a messenger RNA of Microthlaspi erraticum, 2622 nucleotides long. The record is from the annotation of a GenBank genome assembly. NCBI's taxonomy places the organism in Eukaryota, Viridiplantae, Streptophyta, Magnoliopsida, Brassicales, Brassicaceae.